Messenger RNA from Phascolarctos cinereus (koala), 1027 nucleotides. It is a transcript of the gene TEX50, whose product is annotated as testis expressed 50. NCBI's taxonomy places the organism in Eukaryota, Metazoa, Chordata, Mammalia, Diprotodontia, Phascolarctidae. The record is from RefSeq and is a predicted model, not a curated record.
GACAAUGUCACACUGCCCUCCAAGUUACUGCUGCCCUGGCUCAGAAAAUUAUAGCUCUCAUCUGAAAUGCUAUGACUGAAAUAUCAUGCUGUUUAAAAUGGACCUAAAAUACUUCAUUGUGAAUUUUAAGGACUUUUUUUUGGCUCAAUCUCUGACAUGGCUUCUGGCACAAACAAGGUCAACUCACCAUAAUUUUUUUUUUCUCAGCUAGAAGAAAAAACAUGUUCAUUCAAGGCCUAUCUCUGGUCAUUCCUCUAUGGUCUGCCUGCUUUGUCAAAGAGAGCUUCUGUGUUUGUGCUAGAGCAACCUGGGCAAAGGUUGGAUGGGAGAUUUUUCCAGGAGAAGUAGAUUUGAUGCAGCUUACGCCUCCACAUUCCUGUUUGCCCUAUCCUCUGGACCAGCUGGGCUGCAAUUUUUGGAGUUGUGCCAAGCUCUCUUAUAUUUUAGUGGAAACUCUCUUUAUAAUCCUGACUGUUUUAUCUGGACAUUAUCUUUGGAACCAAUGGAAGAAACACACAAGGAAGCCAGAAGAUAAUUUUUCCUCAAAUGUUGAUCAACAAAAUGAGUCCAUUUAUGACAUUGACCAAAUCCUCUGCAGGCUGCUGUCAACUACAUCAAUGCUGACAAGAUACCUAAAGCAAGUACCUCACCAUCACUCCAAAAAAUUAAAACAUAGAAGAAAAUUCAAGAAAAAAAGGGAUGGAGACAAACAUGACUGGAACUUCCAAAUGUGUCCACAUGUUAAUCAAACCUCUCUAGCAUAGAUCUUUUAGAAGGAAACUACUGAAAGAGAAGAUUCUUUUUUGGAUAAAAAAAAUAUUUUUGUGGCCUUUGUUAUAUUUUUUUUGCCACAUUUGUGAGACCCACAAUCAUGAACUCUGCAUACAGAAGUCAUUUCUACUCAGCUUAAAAAAAAGCGUUAUAUGAAGUAUUUUACUAACAUGGACAGAAAAAUCUAAUACUAUCAUUGUUAUGUAUUUCUGUUGUUCUUUAUGAAUUAUUAGGAAUUAAAUAAAGAAUUUCUAUA